Messenger RNA from Fusarium sp. VM40, 900 nucleotides. Lineage: Eukaryota; Fungi; Ascomycota; Sordariomycetes; Hypocreales; Nectriaceae. The record is from the annotation of a GenBank genome assembly.
AUGUCUGAUCUCAACCCUCUCAACGGAGGCAACUUCGUCCACGACAACAACCGUCUGGUCGAUGGCGGCUCCAUUCUGAAGCGUUUCUCCCUCCAAGGAAAGACUGCCAUCGUUACCGGUGCCGCCGCCGGUAUUGGCUUUUCUAUCGCCGAGGCCUACGCCGAAACCGGUGCCGACAUUGCUCUCUGGUACCGCACCAGCAACAAGGCUCACGAACGCGCUGAGGAACUAGCCAAGAAGUACAAUGUUACUGGUGAAUAUCCCUAUGUCAAGGCUUAUCAAGUCGAUAUGCGAGAUCCUGAUGCGGUCGAGAAAGCAGUCGACCAAUCCGUCAAGGACCUCGGCGGCCGUUUGGACAUCUUUGUUGCCAACGCUGGUAUUCCUUGGACCAAGGGCCCUAUGAUCGAUGGCCCUAUCGACCACUAUCGUGACGUGGUUCAGACUAACCUCGACGGUACUUACUAUUGCGCCAAAGCAGCAGCCAAGCACUGGCGUCGUCAGAAGAACGAAGGCACUAAUCUUGACGGCCAGCCUUUGACCAACUACACAUCUGGCAGUUUCAUCGCCACUGCUUCCAUGAGCGGUAGUAUCGUCAAUACCCCUCAGCUCCAGGCUGCUUAUAACGCCGCCAAAGCCGGCGUUAUCCAUCUAAUCAAGAGCCUGGCUGUCGAGUGGGCUAGAUUUGCUCGCGCGAACGCCAUCUCUCCUGGUUAUAUCAUCACAGAAAUCUCCAAUUUUGUACCACAGGAGACUAAGGAUAUUUGGAAGGACAAGAUACCUCUGGGUCGUGAGGGUGAGCCCCAUGAACUCCAGGGUGCUUACUUAUUCCUGGCAUCGGAUGCUUCUACAUAUGCUACUGGGGCCAAUUUUGUUAUCGACGGAGGUUAUAGCGCACCUUAA